Messenger RNA from Sorghum bicolor (sorghum), 2014 nucleotides. RefSeq lists its product as uncharacterized. NCBI's taxonomy places the organism in Eukaryota, Viridiplantae, Streptophyta, Magnoliopsida, Poales, Poaceae. The transcript is spliced from 12 exons. The record is from RefSeq and is a predicted model, not a curated record. The coding region runs from base 872 to 1795 and encodes 307 amino acids.
CUUUCUCUUCUCCUCCGUGACGCUUCCUCUUCUUCCUUCUCUUGGUUUGCUCCGUCCAUUGUUUCCUCGCACAAACCUCGACCGCAUUGCGAACUUCUCUGAUUUCUGGCCCUAGCUAUGAUUCACGGCGUCGGCCACCCCGGCCGUCGCGUCCGGUGGGGGCGACGGAGCGUGCGAGCGGGGCGGCGCAGGUGCGGCUGCCCUCCUCCUCCGCUCCCCCUCGUUUGCUAUAAACCCAGCUUUUGUCAGGAACAGCACAAUAGUUGCAGAACAACACAAUAAAUAUGAAACCAUUUUAUUUGCCUUCAUUUCUCAUUUUCUCCCUUCCUUUCCUGGAGCAGUUCCGACUUCCAAGUUCCCAGAACCCUAGCCGCCACAGCAAACUCUACUGCCGUUAAACCCCUAGCCAGACAAGGGGAAGAAGAAGGGGAGUAGGAAACACAAUGAAGAUUGGAUCGGCGGCUCCCCUUCCCUCCCCCGUCGCCGAUGAUCCAAACACACGGAGGGAAGAAGAGGUGGAAGAAGGGAUGGAACUCUUCAGAGCUAGUAAGGGCGCACUGCGAAGACUUACUCCUGUGUUGUUGAACGUUUAUGCUGAACGCGGGGAAAUGUUUAGGAGGGUCGGUGAAAUCCCGUCGCCACCACCGAGUUAGUCGAUUAUCCAGAGUAUUUCGAGAGAGCUUGGGGAUGGGAUACCUUACUUCCAGUCGAUCUGGUUACUCCUUUAUGGAUAUACAAUAUAUACCUCCGGCAGUAUUACAUCCGCAAUCAUCAAAGGGAAGGCAAUGCUGCUGGUGCCGAUGAUCUCAGUCUCGAUGGAGAUGAUCAUGGGAAUGGCCUGCUAGCAGCUCUGGCCAACAAGUGUAUCAAGAUGGAGGAUAAUCUUCAACUUCAAUGGAAAUGCCGUGCUAAAUCCUUCACUAUCGAUGGUGAUGAGAACGAUGUCUCAUUGGUGAGUCACAAAAUCACCAAGCACACUCGUGAAAUGGCUCAAGUUUCGGGAUCUGAAUUUCCUACUGCUGCUAUCGCCCUUAAGUGUAUCACCAAAGAGGCUGAGCUGAUGUGCCAGUGUAUUAUUACUGGGGAUCGCGUCGUGUCCUUCGCUAUAAGCAAUGCUGUCCGGCGGCGUGCCUUGAUCUUAAUGACCUGCACAGAUUAUGUUCCUGCCACCGCUGCCAUGAUGGGCAUCAUGAAAGAGGCUGAGUCGCUGAUUGGUUUGCUGAAGGGAGAUCAAGUGAAAAACAAUGCAAGGAUGAUGUGUACCGAUCAUCUCCGGCAUCGUACCUUGUUUAUUAUGUCGGAGUUGUGUGAUGAAUGUUCUGAUGUUGUAGAGCCUACUGUGGGUGACAUUACUGGAGAUUUGAAUUCCAAUGAAUCAGAUAAUAAACUGGCUGAUAAUGGCAAUCAUGGGGAAAGGGGCAAUGUGACUGAAAAUAAGGACUCCACGAAGGAACUAGCAAGAAAUGACAUGGAUGAAAGCAACAAGACAGAUGAAAAUCAGAACCCCAAUGAGAAACUAGGAAGAAACAGCCUGGAGAAGGGUGAGGUGAAGCCAGAAACCAAGGCUAGUACAGAAAAACAAGUUGACCUGGUGGGAAGCAGCAAUGAGGGCGAUAGUUCCACUUCUGAGGAGAAUAAGCUGAAAGAUGUGUUGAAAGAGCAGAGCAGUCCCCUCCCUGUAUGUGAAGAACAGAGCAGUCCCCUGUAUGGAAAAGCUGGUGGGCACAAAAAGUGGUUUUCAGGAUGCUUUAAUUUUGCGAAACGACGAGGGAACACCGAUGGAACAGCAAGCUAAUGAAUAAUGAUGCCGAAUUCUCAUCUAAUAGAUGAACUUCUUUAUUUUGCUGCAUUGGCGUAGCUCUUAUUAUGGACAAUCUGUGAUUAGUUCUCUAGACUAUUUUCUCAUAAGAGGAAAAUGAAAUGUGUUGAUGCUAUGAUGAUGAAAUUUUGGCACGUUGCAAACAUUAUCUAGUUUGGAUAAACUGUGUUCAAAUUUCUACAGUUUGUUGCUGCA